AUGAUCGAGGCGACCGACCACUACCUGCGCGUGCCCACGACCAUCGAGCCCGACUUCGCGGACCGAACGGUUCGCGCCAAGUGGCGGAGUCUCCACAAGAACUGCAAACUCAUCGCCAUCUACGGCUUCCUGUUCCACGCGGGCUGGUCCACCUGGGAACGCAACGUCUUCCCCGUCUUCCUCGACGAGUCCAUGGGCCGCCGAUCCGUCGGCUUCGUGCAGUCGCUCCAGGGCCUCGUCGCGCUCGCGGCCGCGCCGGCCUUCGGGACCUGGUUCGACCGCUCCGAGUACAUCCCCGUGCGCUUCGCGGACGGCUUCGGCCUCAAACCGACGACGCUCACGGCCGUCGUCCUCGCCGCGCAGGUCCUGAGCGUCGGCGCGCCCCUCGCCUGCGACGCGCUCGCGCGCGCCGUCGGCCGCGCGCCGACGAUGGUCCUCGUGCGACUCAUCGAGCCCGCGGCGCUCGCGGCGCUCGCGCUGAGCGGCGACGUCCGCGUCUCCGGCGGCGCCUUCCUCUGCUACCUCGGCGUCCCCGUCGGCACGCGCGCCAUCGAGAAGGCCGUCCUCAUGGACCACACGGCGAAGAAGAGCCGCGGCCGCUGGAACGCCGUCGAGUCCGUGAACCGGGGCACCUGGGCGGGGUCCGCGGCCAUCGGCGCGUUCCUCGUCCACGACUACGGCUACGGCGCCGCCUUCCUCGUCUCCGCGGCCUUCACGGGGGCGAGCGUCGUCGUGCUCUCGGGGCUGCUCGUCGCGCUCCGGGGGGAGCGCGCGUAG
Molecule: messenger RNA, 777 nt
Organism: Aureococcus anophagefferens
Lineage: Eukaryota; Pelagophyceae; Pelagomonadales; Pelagomonadaceae
Exons: 2
Coding region: 1-777 (258 amino acids)
Source: RefSeq, a predicted model, not a curated record